Huiozyma naganishii CBS 8797 is the source of this 2400-nucleotide messenger RNA. It is a transcript of the gene MTC4, whose product is annotated as Mtc4p. The transcript has a single exon. The coding region runs from base 1 to 2400 and encodes 799 amino acids. Lineage: Eukaryota; Fungi; Ascomycota; Saccharomycetes; Saccharomycetales; Saccharomycetaceae. The record is from RefSeq and is a predicted model, not a curated record.
AUGUUGAACCAGACGAAGAGAGGACCUAGAGUGAUGAAGACACGGCAAGAACAGGGUUUUAAGACGCCGGUGAUGCCACGAGAGUCGCGUGGCGGACAGCAGAAGCAUGAACAUGGGCAGAGACAGAGGCCACGGCAGCGACAGGGGGAUCAGGGCCGGGUGCAGUUGGUCACGAAGUUGCUCGUGGAUAACAGGUAUAACCUUAUGGAUGAGUUGAACUACGGCAGGACAUUGCCUUACUCACAAGGUGAGACGGGUCCAGUGGUCGGUGAUGAUUCUGUGGAGGGAAGUCGGUAUAGUGGUGCGGAGUGUGGAGUCGCUGCGGCGGUUGCAGCGGUGACUGCAACGGCGACGGGGGCGACUGCAGGGACUGCGACAAGUGCAGGUGCGUCUGGAGUGGGCGCUGGUGCCGUGGGGGCACCCUCGUGGACCACACAGGAUCAAGUAUCCGCAAGGAUAGUGCACAUACCGAAGAGCACGCGGCUCAAGGCGGAACGGGUAAGAAUAUACCUUGAGUACUUCUACAAUGUGAUGGAGCGGUGCAUCACGUUGAAUGACAGCGUUAGGGACCCCAAUGGGGGUGUGCAUGGUGGUCACGGCGCGGGCGCUGCGGCUGCGGCUGCAGCUGCCACCGGUGUAAGGUAUGAGGGCGUCGAAGGUGUUUACAACCCGCUCCAGGUGAUCAGGAAUAGGAAGCUCAGGAAGAAGUAUCACGAUGAGGUGAAGCCCGCUAGGGAGCUCGUGUUUUCGCGGGUGCCCAUGAUCGCAGUUAUUCAGUUCUCCAAACGACCCACUAGGAAUAUGCGUUGGUUUGUCAAACUGAGCGAGAAGUACAGUGAUCUAUCCUGGAGGACGAGCCACUGGGACGAGCUGCGACGGCCGGAUGGCCACCUCUGGAUCACGGCGGAAAAACAGCGCGAUCAACAGCAGGUACACAUCGCCAAGAAGAAGAAGAAGAGAAGGCGGCACAGAUUAUCGCAGACCAUUGGUAAAGUGGGUCCGAAGAUUCCAGGUCCACACGGACACGGACACGGUUAUGACUCAAACACGGUGAACUUAGGGAACCAUCUCGACGUGAAUAAAAUACCGGGGCAGGACGAAGCAGCGUCGUCUUCGGGUACUACAAUAGCAGACCAAGACGGCGAGUACGAAACGGCCUCGAAAUUCAGCUCGAGUAGACUGGGGAGACUGGAGAAGAUCAUCACGGGCAAAACGAGACGGGUGUCGCACUCCAGGUCGCCCCGAGCAAGAAGCACCGAGAGCGGAUUGCAGCAGCAGCAGCAGCAGCAGCAGGCUCCCGUCGCUGCCUCCGCGAGCCACCCAAGUGUGUAUCACCUUGCUCCUGCAAACUUAACGGUGAACUCGACAAGAAGGGCAUCGAUAAAGGACGCGACGAAAGCUUUGAAGGAACUGCAGCGCAGGGACGAAACUCAAGGGCUAACAGAAGACAAGGAGGAGACGACGACGCCGGAGGGAUCCAGCGACUCAAAGUCCGCAGACAUUUCCGUAUCCUCCCAGUCAGUGUCCUCUACUAGUGCGAUACCCGUUACAACUGGUGGGACUUCACAGGUUGUGACACCCGCUGUGAGAACCCCUAUCACACAAGGUAUCAGAUCUACGUCUCCACACUCUGUAUCCAGUAGGGGGCCGGCGCCUCCUCCCAUGGAUGCCACAACGAUGACCACGAAUGCAAAGGACGAAGGUGCUGAAACGGCUGUGGCACCCGAUGAGGCCGCCGAGAACGAUGAGUCUCCGGGUAGGAAGCGGAAAGAUAUGGAGAACGAGGCAAAGGACCAACAACGCCAGUUCUUCGUUGAGGAAUUGGAGUCCCUCGUCGACCCUGCCUCGGAGAAGUACGUCCUCCCCGUGGACAAGCAGCUGGAGCAGUACUGGAUGAGUACGAAGUACGUCAUGAGCACCGUUGCGAUUAUGAAACACCGUCGGAUCACGCACGAAAUUGUGAAGCGGAAGGAGAUCGCAAAGCGGAACCAGAUUAUCCUCGAGGACGACACGGAUAAGAACAUCGAGGUCGCGAAUGAGGUGAUACAGCUAUACGACCACGAGUUGGAUAAGGUCAUUGCCGUGGGGAACAAGUGGGCGUCCACGCUUUUAAAUGACUACUCGAUUCGUGUCGAGAUGCUGAUAUCCUCGAGUGACAGAAUCCUCAGUGAUAUCAACACAACACUGACUUUGAAGUUGAAGCUGUUCCAAGAGAACACGGAGCGGUAUGGCACGAUCCGGAUGAUGCGCGCGCAGCGGACGACGCGGGUCGCGUACCGGUUGCUCGAGUACUCCAUCAUUGGUGCCCUGUGGACAAUCUGGCUCUUUGUCAAGAUGCUCAGGGAGAUCCGGCAUGGGUUUGUUCUCACAUGGAAGCUAAUCAAGUGGACCAUCUGGUGA